AUUUGAAGAUAUUAUGAGAAAAAGUACAAGGAUAUAUAUUUCUAAGUCAAAUAUCACCAUUAGCUUAUAGUGAUUAUAUUAAUUUCUAUAGGCUUUUCGUCAACAUAAAUAUUAAUGACAGCAAAGAAAUCAAAUAUGAAGGCUGCUGAUUAAUUGGAAAAUGCUAUGGAUACUAAGAGAUUAAAAAUUAUCAUCGAUGAUCAGUAUCAAUAUUAUAUCAUCAUCAUCGAUCAAUUAAACAAAUUCGAGAGUACGAUUUCAUCAUCUUAUAUAAAAUUCUAUGACUGGUAAUCAUGAAUUAUAUAAUCUAUAAUUCAAGAAAAAUUAAUAAAGAAAGCCAAACUUAAAGUUCACCC
Molecule: messenger RNA, 356 nt
Organism: Paramecium sonneborni
Lineage: Eukaryota; Ciliophora; Oligohymenophorea; Peniculida; Parameciidae
Source: the annotation of a GenBank genome assembly